GCCGCCGGCAACUGAUGACCUUGCAAGCUCGGUGGCGGUGUACCUUGCGUGGCUUUGAGGGUUUGUGAUACCAACUUCUUGCCUCGAGAGAGAAAACAGAAAGCGUGGCAUCAGACUCAUCGUGCGUAGCGCAGCUAUCAGGGCGAUAGGCUGGAUAUUGUUCGGACAGCAAAGUGAGUGAGCUGCGGUCGAGCGGAGCGCGGCGCUGCUUCAUCCACCCAGCUCACGGGAACCAUGGCGGCAAGCGUCAAAAUCGAGUUCGACGACGGCAGCAGGGUCAUUUCGCAGACUCUCGAGGAUGUCGCUGAAGUGGUGGACCCGAGGAUCGCCGCAGGUCGGGUGCUUUCUGUGGGCAACCGACCGGCCUCCUGCUCCAUUGAUGACUUCUAUGAGGACAAAACGCACACACACAACACUGGCCAGAUCCCGAGAACCACGGCGUUCAUCGCGGACGGCAACUUCCGUAGGGUAGCGUUGCAGUUCCCCGACGCGCUGCUACGAGAAGCACCGGAGGUGCUGUGGACGCUCCAGGCGCGGCUGCGUAAGCUGGCGGCGGGAGGGGUGCGGUCUGUGUCGCAGGAGGGCCGCGAAGAGGAGGGAGAAGGGAAGGGCUCAUCGAAGGUAGCUACGACAGCACCACCUCUGAUUUUCGUGACAGGGGACACCUCGUACGGCAGCUGCUGCGUGGACGAGGUGUCUGCGCAGCACCUAAAGGCGGACGCCAUCAUUCACUACGGCCGGGCGUGCCUCAGCCCGACGAACUCUUCGGUGCCCGUCCUCUACGUCUUCGGCCGCGGGGACCUCGACGUGCAGCACCUGGCGUCCACGCUGCUCUCGGGCCCGCUGUCCGCCACCGCCGCCGCCACCCCCGUCUCGAGCGGCACCAGUUCCGGGCUGCAGGGCGGCGGCGACGACUUGCCGUCACCGCCAACCGCAGCAGGAGCAGAAGGCGGCGGCAGCGGUACCGGUGGCAUGCCGCCUCCCGUCCUCCUGCUGUACGACGUGAGCUACGCCUACGCAAUCCCCGCGCUCCUUGAGAUAUUGGCUGCCGUCGGCGGCGGCGGCCGCAAGCGGGCGGGGCUCGUGGUUGGGUUUCCUACAACAGAGGCGUACUCGCCGAUGACGGGGGGUUGUGCAAAGCCGGCCGCCGCCGGCUACGGGUGCGGCGCAACAUCAACGAUAGGGCAGGGAGGGGGCUCCGACCGGUGUGGACAGAGCGACAGGGGUCCCCCUUGCACCGGCGACAGCCGUAGCUCAGAGAAGGAGACAACCGGGGAGUGUUGCGGUCGUUCGGGCGGCAACAAUGCCGGAUGCGGUACCGGUGGUCGGGGGACGGGACACCCCUCGCGAGAAGGAGCCUUGGGUGGGCAGGGUGGUGCUGGCCCAAGAGAACCGAGCGAACCUUCUGCCGUAGAAUCGGGAGCUAGCUCCGCACCCCGCCAUGCGGGUGGCGCUGUCUCGUCCCUGCCGAGCGCAAGGAGCAGCACCGCCUCCGGAGGACUUGGAAACCCGGGACUAGGGACACCUUCUACUCCUGAAACAGAUACGUGCACGUCAGGUCAGUCCGUGGGUGCAGCACCAGGUGGGGAGGUGGCGGCGUUGCCGACAGCGGGACCGCCGGCACCGUUGUCGUGUCAGCAGAAGAGGCGUGUGCGUAUCGGGGGGUUGGGGGUCAACCUGGAGUCCGAGGAAGAGCUCAGGCGGCACACGCUCGUGUUUGUCGGAGGGGAGGGUAGGCAGCUCAGCAACGUUCUCAUGCGGUGCGCCGGCUGCGUUGAUCGGAUGCGGUACGACCCCUGCCUUCCGCCCGGGGACAGGGUGAUCGGGGACACCCGUAAGGGCAACAAGGAUCUCAUGCGAAGAUACUACCUCGUUCAACGCGCGCGAGAGGCUGGUGUCAUUGGAAUCGUCGUGGGGACCCUCGGUGUCCAGCGGUACGGCAGCGUGGUACGCUCGGUACGAAAGAUGAUCGAGGACGCCGGCCGCAAGGCGUACACCCUUGCCGUGGGGAAGGUCAACGUUGCGAAACUCGCCAAUUUCGCCGAGGUGGAUGUGUUUUGCCUCGUGGCCUGCGCGGAAAACUCGUUGCUAGACUCGAGGGAGUUCCAUGCCCCCGUGGUGACCCCUCUGGAGCUGGAAGUGGCCCUAAGGAAGCGCGAGUGGGACGGCUUCUACAGUACGGACUUCGACGACCUCCUGGAACUGGACCCGCCUGCCUCCGAACGCAGCGGAGCCGCGAGUCUCAACCCCACCGUCGCAAGCGACGGGAUCGAGUCCCUCGCCAUCGGGGACUCCUCCCCCACGCGCGCGGCGCAAAGGGCGGACGACGACGAAGGAGAUGAACCCUUCUUUUCCCUCGUGACGGGCACGUACCAGAACAAGCCCGGGGUUUCCAGGAAGAAGGCGGAGGGGCACCACACCGGUGCAGGGGGCUCCGCAGGAGCGCUCGUCGGGGUGGGAGACCGUUCCCUGGUGGAGUGGAGUAGCCCCGCGGCGGACUUCUUGGGGAAGAGGGAGUUUAAGGGUUUGGAGGCGCUGGUCGGGCAGACGGAAGCGAAGGCGGCCACGCCGGGACAGUCCGGCAUCGCUUCAGACUACGGGGGGGUGUAGUUUUGCCGUUUUUUCGAGCACCCCUGUUUCACCAUCGUUGUGAGAGUAAAAGACUGGUGGCACAUGGCAAGUAUGUUUUUGUGGGACCAAGUUCCCCUUUGUUGCCGUUUUAAGAGCGCUUGCCCCCCUCCCCCUGUUCACCACCGUUGUAGAAACAAAAGAAUGGUAACCCAUGGCAGCAGGAGUGUCAUUGUAGGGCCAAGUGCCCCAUGUGAAGCGUUGUCGUCGAUGUCUGUUGCCCGGCGAUUAGAGUAUGGGUUGCCGAUAUGGGUCAUGCUGUGAAGCACGAAAGAAGUCUCUGAUUGAUGUUAUCAUGAACUUGACGAUCGGCGUUGACAGUUCGCGCAUCCUCUGUUGGUCUUGACCUCGUCCUGGUUUUGGCGGUGAUCCGGCCAAUCGUCAAUCGGGAUUUCACAGAGAGUUUAAGUUCGGGGUACAUACUCCGGCUUAGCCCGUCGGCCGUGCUGAUCCUCUCGUGCUUUGUGUCUCCGUGUUGCUUUUUGUUGUGGCCUUCACAUAAACCGUUCCGGUCUCCACUC
Molecule: messenger RNA, 3149 nt
Organism: Ectocarpus sp. CCAP 1310/34
Lineage: Eukaryota; Phaeophyceae; Ectocarpales; Ectocarpaceae
Source: the annotation of a GenBank genome assembly